GGGUGCUCGAGGCUGCGAGAGGGGCGGGAGCGGCGCGGGCAAAGCCGGGGGCGACAGCGCUGCCCCUCCGCCAGCGGUACCGGCUUCGCUCGUGCCCGCUCCGCACGGACAGGUAAUGAGCGGACGGUUGGGGCCGUCGGGGCUGAGAGCCGCUGCCCGGGCCGGGGCGGCCGUCGGCGCCGGUGCCGUCGGGGCCGCGUUGCUGUGGGUAUCGCGGAUGGAGACACCGGGCUGCCCCCACGCCCACGAGUGCCAUCCCCCAGCCCGACCGCCGCGUCCCUCCCCACGCUCUCUCCGUCUCGGGGAUGCAGCUCUGACUGGUGUUGGAGGGGGGAGAAUGCAGGGGGUCGGUGCGCGCGGCUCCGGCGGCGUCCGGACGCCCCCUCGGCUCCAGCUCUGAAGGCGGCACAGCCAUGGGCAAGCACAGCAGCAAGCUGGCCCCGGAGAUGCUGGACGACCUGGUGAGGAGCACGGAGUUCAGCGAGCAGGAGCUGAAGCAGUGGUACAAGGGCUUCCUCAAGGACUGCCCCACCGGAAUCCUCAACCUGGAGGAGUUCCAGCAGCUCUACAUCAAGUUUUUUCCCUAUGGUGACGCCUCCAAGUUUGCCCAGCACGCCUUCCGCACCUUCGACAAGAACAGCGACGGCACCAUCGACUUCCGAGAGUUCAUCUGUGCCCUGUCUGUCACCUCCAGGGGGACCUUUGAGCAGAAACUCAACUGGGCCUUUGAGAUGUACGACCUGGACGGGGACGGGAAGAUCACACGCUUGGAGAUGCUGGAGAUCAUUGAGGCCAUCUACAAGAUGGUGGGGACUGUGAUCAUGAUGCGGAUGAACCAAGAUGGGCUGACACCCCAGCAACGCGUCGACAAGAUCUUCACAAAGAUGGACAAGGACAAGGACGACCAGAUCUCCCUAGAGGAGUUCAAGGAGGCGGCCAAGAGCGAUCCCUCCAUCGUCCUCCUGCUGCAGGGCGAUGUGCAGAAAUAGGGCCUGGGGCUCAGGGCUGGACUGGCUGCAGCCAACCUCAGCUCCCCACAAUGGUUUCUGUCCCCAUGCCAUGCUGAGUGCCCCGUGCCUGCUUGGCCCCCUGCUCUGUUCCUGCUGCCACCCCUCUGCUCUGCUCCUGGGCACUGCUGGCCCGAGGUCCCCUAAACCAGACCUUGCAGCUAAACCACUGAACUGGGGGAGCAUCCUGACACCCCAGGGCCAGCUGUCCUUGCACCCUGUUGCCUACUGUCCCCAUGGGGAUCCCAGUCCCAGCUCUUCCCCUUCACACCGACCCUGUUGCUGAAGAGCUCAGGGUCCUGGCCCUGGUGCCUGCUCUGCUGGCAGCACCCCACGGGGCUGUUGGGGCUCGGGACUGGUCCUAGGUUGUGUCCUGCCCUCCACCCCCCCUCUUCACACAGCUGUAGAUUUUUUGCUUCUGCUUUUGAUGGUGGGAAUCGCCAAGGGUUGGUCAGGGGACUUCAGGAAGUGUCCAAGGCCACCCUUGGCUGUGGCACAUGUCUGAUCCCAGAAACCACCCCAUCUCUUGUGGAUGACUUCCAGAACUACCCUGACACUACUGAGGAUGCCAGGAGGGUUUCUGGCCCUCCUGACCGCUGCAGUGCCUGCUGUCCCAGCCCCCUGCCUCUGUCCCUCCUGUCCCAGGACAGCAAUAUUGUCACAGAGUGGUAUUUAUUCUGCACAUUGUGGUGACAAUGACUGUGAUAUCUGUUAGGAGGCUGUGGAGUUACCUACUUUUUUUCCUUUUUUCUUUUUUUUUUUUAAUGGAAAAAUAAACUGUCCCCCAUUGC
This is a messenger RNA of Gallus gallus (chicken), 1798 nucleotides long. It is a transcript of the gene HPCAL4, whose product is annotated as hippocalcin like 4. Gene Ontology annotation, molecular function: calcium ion binding. The record is from RefSeq and is a predicted model, not a curated record. Lineage: Eukaryota; Metazoa; Chordata; Aves; Galliformes; Phasianidae. The coding region runs from base 414 to 989 and encodes 191 amino acids. The transcript has 4 exons.